UUUGCUGUGUUCUUGCAGCCUCCAGCCAAGUUCCUGCUCCCUGAGGUCAGUAUAGGAGACUAUGGGAAGAACUGUGUGGUGAUCGACCUGGACGAGACCCUGGUGCACUCCUCCUUUAAGCCCAUCAGCAACGCAGACUUCAUUGUCCCUGUGGAGAUUGAUGGCACUGUUCAUCAGGUGUAUGUUCUGAAGAGACCUCACGUGGAUGAGUUUCUGCAGAAAAUGGGAGAGCUGUUUGAAUGUGUACUCUUCACCGCUAGUUUAGCCAAGUAUGCUGAUCCUGUGGCUGACCUGCUGGACCAAUGGGGCGUGUUUCGGGCCCGCCUCUUCAGGGAAUCCUGUGUUUUCCACCGAGGAAACUACGUCAAAGACCUCAGUCGUCUGGGCCGAGAGCUCAGCAAAGUCAUCAUUGUAGACAACUCACCUGCCUCGUACAUAUUCCACCCGGAGAACGCUGUCCCAGUGCAGUCUUGGUUUGAUGAUAUGACGGACACAGAACUGCUGGACCUUAUUCCACUUUUCGAGGGUCUAAGUAAAGAAGAAGAUGUUUAUAGUUCAUUACAGAGUCUAAGGAACAGGUAGCAAAUGGACAAUGAACUUCCAUAGGUGGACAUUUUGAAUUUCCAAGUGUACAGGACUUCCAUUGCAAAUAAGAUUAUAUUACUUAUUGUAUGUAAAGUAUGUUUAUAAGUACUUUUCUAACACAGGAAGUUUUACAAUACUAGUACCCAAGAUUAUUUUAGUUACCAAAAAUAAUCUGUCUCACAUCUCUUUGUUUUGCUUUUGUCAGAGUUUUUUUGUGUUGAGCAGUGCUAUGCAGGCUGGUGUUUCCUGUCCAAUCUUUAGGUUCAAAUGACUGUGAUUUUUCAUUUUACAGAAAAAAAGUGCCUUCAUUACUGAGCUGAUUUGAAUGGGGUGCACAUUUUGUAUGCUGUAAUCUACAAAAAAGAUAUAUUCUCGUCAAUCUACUCAAAAUGGACAAUACAAAACUGAAAUAUGUCUUUUUAAUAUUAGUGAAUUAACUAAAAGGUUUACGAUUCAAUGUGGUUUGUGACUGGCUAAGUUAUUGUAAAUUCUUAAAGAUGUUUAAAAAUGAAAUGAUUAAAUGUGAUGAAAUUAUUGUUCAACAAAAAUGUUAAGAGGAAAGUAUAUUUACUAGUUUAGGUCAUAUGAUAUUCUAUUUAUUGGGGUAAAGGGUGUAAAAGGAUGCUGUCAAAGUUGUACUGUACAACAUGAUUAAAGUUGCAAUUUUGCACACUGUCA
Messenger RNA from Boleophthalmus pectinirostris (great blue-spotted mudskipper), 1263 nucleotides. RefSeq names its product CTD (carboxy-terminal domain, RNA polymerase II, polypeptide A) small phosphatase-like a (gene ctdspla). Gene Ontology annotation, molecular function: RNA polymerase II CTD heptapeptide repeat phosphatase activity. The record is from RefSeq and is a predicted model, not a curated record. The transcript has 5 exons. Lineage: Eukaryota; Metazoa; Chordata; Actinopteri; Gobiiformes; Gobiidae. The annotation marks the transcript as partial.